This is a messenger RNA of Alternaria ethzedia, 1326 nucleotides long. RefSeq lists its product as uncharacterized. Lineage: Eukaryota; Fungi; Ascomycota; Dothideomycetes; Pleosporales; Pleosporaceae. The transcript is spliced from 4 exons. The record is from RefSeq and is a predicted model, not a curated record. Bases 1 to 1326 code for a protein of 441 amino acids. Gene Ontology annotation, molecular function: flavin adenine dinucleotide binding; sarcosine oxidase activity; saccharopine oxidase activity.
AUGGCACCGUCGCGAGAGACUACGUCCGUCAUCGUUGCUGGUGGUGGCGGGACGAUAGGGUCGUCGACAGCCCUACAUCUCGUACGCUCAGGAUACAAACCUUCAAACAUCACAGUGCUAGACACGUACCCAAUACCAUCGUCACAAUCGGCUGGAAAUGACUUGAACAAGAUCAUGGGCAUCCGCUUGCGGAACAAAGUGGACUUACAGUUGAGUCUGGAGGCGAGACAGAUGUGGAAAGAAGACGAUCUGUUCAAAGAAUAUUUUCACAACACCGGUCGACUUGACUGCGCCCACAGUGAAAAGGGUCUCAAGGACCUCAAGCAAGCUUACCAGGCUCUUCUCGACGCGGGUGCUGGCCUAGAGACGACAACAGAAUGGCUAGAUUCGGAGGACGAGAUCUUGAAGAAGAUCCCACUCCUAGAUCGCGAACAGAUCAAAGGUUGGAAAGCUGUCUAUAGCGAUGACGGCGGCUGGCUUGCUGCAGCAAAGGCCAUCGAUGCCAUUGGUGGGUAUCUGCGCGAUCAAGGCGUCAAAUUCGGCUUCGGUGGAGCAGGAUCCUUCAAGCAGCCUCUUUUGGCUGAAGGUGUGUGCGUUGGUGUUGAAACGGUGGAUGGCACAAGGUAUUACGCUGACAAGGUGGUUCUUGCGGCUGGUGCAUGGAGUCCCGUGCUUGUCGAUCUGCAAGACCAGUGUGUUUCGAAGGCAUGGGUAUAUGCCCACAUUCAACUCUCUCCCAGCGAAGCCGCAGAGUACAAGAACGUCCCUGUAGUCUACAACGGUGACGUGGGCUUCUUCUUCGAGCCUGACGAACACGGCGUCAUCAAAGUCUGCGACGAAUUUCCAGGCUUCACACGCUUCAAGCAACAUCAGCCUUUUGGCGCAUCGGCACCAAAGCGCAUCUCGGUACCUAGAUCUGCUGCGAAGCAUCCCACAGAUACCUAUCCGGAUGCCUCCGAGGUCAGCAUCCGCAAAGCUAUUGCGACGUUCCUGCCAAAGUUCACAGACAAAGAGUUGUUCAACAGACAUCUGUGUUGGUGUACAGACACAGCAGAUGCGGCACUUUUGAUGUGCGAACAUCCUGAUUGGAAGAAUUUCGUGCUUGCUACCGGAGAUAGCGGCCAUACCUUCAAGCUACUUCCAAACAUUGGUAAGCAUGUGGUCGAGUUACUCGAAGGUACACUGGCAGAUGACCUCGCGCAUGCAUGGAGAUGGCGUCCUGGUACUGGUGAUGCGCUGAAGUCAAGAAGGGCGGCUCGUGCGAAGGACCUCGCGGACAUGCCAGGAUGGAACCACGAUGGUGAGGCGCCUAGGUCGAAAUUGUAA